AUGUCGGCUCAAGCAUCUGCAUCAGGCGCUGGAGGGAGCGGAAGUGCAGCAGCAGCUCCUCCACCCGGAAAACUCUCGCGUGCCGAGUUCCGGCGUCAAAAGGACCUUGAGGAAGAUCGUAAAGCCGGUCGCGCCCCCGCCGAACUCGACGAGGAUGGCAACAUCAUCAAUCCACACGUCCCCUCGUAUAUGGCUCAAGCGCCAUGGUACAUGGAUACCGGCUCACGCUCGCUCAAGCAUCAAAAGAAGCCCGUCGACCCCUACGCGGUUAAAGCCGGCAUCAACGAUUGGUAUCAGCGCGGCGCUCCUUCCUCCUCGUCGACCGCAGCUGCACCCGUGCCCAAAAAGUUCAGAAAGGGUGCUUGCGAGAAUUGCGGGUCCAUGUCACACAAGACCAGAGACUGCUUGGAGCGGCCCAGGAAGAAAGGAGCAAAGAAGCUGGGCAAGACACUAGCGGGAGACCACAUGCUGCAAGAGGUGCAAGGCUUGGACUACGCAGCCAAACGAGAUCGCUGGAACGGGUACGACCCAGCCGAGCACCAAAAGGUGGUCGAAGAGUUCGAAGCCAUCGAGCAAGAACGCAGGCGUCUGAAAGAGGAGCAGAUCGACAACCAGACCUCUUCCGAUCUCAAGCACGCCAAGCGUCUCGCUCAGAAGCAGGCCAAAACCAAGUCCACCAGCAACGGAGACGGCGACGAUGGCGCUCUCGACUUCAGCUCCUCCGACAGUGACGACAGUGACGACGAUAAGUACGCCGACAAAGCCGAUGCGGUCGGACAGAAAGUCGACACGGACAAGCGCAUGACCAUCCGCAACCUACGUAUCCGAGAAGACCGCGCCAAGUAUCUGUACAACCUCGACGUCAACUCGGCCUACUACGAUCCCAAGACACGCACAAUGCGCGAGGCGCCCAACCCCAACAUCCGUCCCGAAGAUGCUGAAUACGCUGGCGACAACUUUGCGCGAGCGCAGGGGUCUGAAUCGGGGGCGCUGGCCAACUUGCAACUCUUCAGCUGGCAGGCAGAGGCGCGCGGGAACGAUCUCAACCUGCAAGCUAACCCCACAGCGAAUGAGCGCCAGUAUCGAGAGUUUCAGCAGCGCAAGGAGAAGUUGCGCGAUGAGACCAAGGGUAGUAUUUUGGACAAGUACGGUGGGGCAGAACACUUUGAUGCGUUGCCCAGGGAGCUGUUGACCGGACAGACGGAGCAGUAUGUUGAGUACAACCAGGCUGGUAAGCUCGUGAAAGGGCUGGAUAAGGUUGUGCCCAAGAGCAGGUGGGACGAAGAUGUGUUGGAGAACAACCAUACGGCGGUUUGGGGGUCGUGGUACGAUUUGGAGACGGCAGAGUGGGGGUAUGGAUGUUGCAGGAGCAAGGUUUGGAAUAGCUACUGUACUGGCGAGGCUGGUAUUGAAGCGAGUAAAGCUACUUUUGCGCCGUUGAAGGCGAAAGAGAAGGAGGAUGUGCAGGAGAAGAAGGAGAAGGGCAAGAAGGAAAGUAAGCGUAAGAGGGAUCGAUCGGUGUCCGUAUCGCCCUCUCGUUCUCGGUCGCGAUCUCCUACACCUUCCGACCUGAGUGACGCCUCCUCCUCCUCACGCCACACCCGCCGUCGUCGCCAUCGACACCGCCAUCGAUCCACCUCCCCAUCCUCCAACAGAACCACCGGCUACACCUCCCGCAAAGAUCUCGGCUCUGGAGACGUCACCUCCCGACUCGACAAGCAAGCUCUCAACGCGGCCAUCUUGCAGGAACGCGCCAAACGCGAUCCUCAACUCGCCGCCAAACUCGCCUCGGAAAAGCAAAAGGCUUUUGAAGCGCUACCGGACUGGAUGAAGGAUGCGCAACUCAUAAACGACAAAGUGCAACGAACUGGUACUGCGAGGGGCGAAAGGGAGACUGAGGUCACAGAGGAACAGCUCGAAGCGUAUCGCUUGGUCAAUCAGGCUACUUCCCAUGGCGGGGUGAGCGAGGAUCCAAUGGCGAACUAUCGUGAUGAGGAGGAUGACUAG
This is a messenger RNA of Sporisorium graminicola, 2007 nucleotides long. RefSeq lists its product as uncharacterized. Gene Ontology annotation, cellular component: spliceosomal complex. Lineage: Eukaryota; Fungi; Basidiomycota; Ustilaginomycetes; Ustilaginales; Ustilaginaceae. Gene Ontology annotation, molecular function: pre-mRNA 3'-splice site binding. The coding region runs from base 1 to 2007 and encodes 668 amino acids. Gene Ontology annotation, biological process: mRNA splicing, via spliceosome. The transcript has a single exon. The record is from RefSeq and is a predicted model, not a curated record.